Molecule: messenger RNA, 1078 nt
Organism: Penicillium brasilianum
Lineage: Eukaryota; Fungi; Ascomycota; Eurotiomycetes; Eurotiales; Aspergillaceae
Source: the annotation of a GenBank genome assembly
CCCUGUCAUCUCGUAUUUGAGCUUGGCACAGCCCCCAACCCCACUUAUAUAGAAGUCUCCUGCAACAACCUCCCAGAGGCAAUUCUAACCUCCUUGAAAACACGAGAAGCACAUUUGCCCUUGCUGCUACCUUCUCCAUUUUUUGCCUCGUCCUUGUCGCUGACCUUCGCCAUCCUCGCAGUCCGGUGGGCCCACACGCCUGUUCCCACCACUGAUAUGGGCUCGUCAUCAUCAACUUCCAACGAUCCCCAUAGCCUGGGCAACGUAUAUCGUGACCAGGGCAGACUACCUGAAGCAGAGGAAAUGUAUAUGCGAGCACUGGCCCAAAGAGAGAAGAAAUUAGGCGCAGAACACACCUCGACCCUAGACACCGUCAACAAUCUCGGGGUCGUCUAUUGUAGACGGGGCAAGCUAGACGAGGCAGAGCAGAUGUAUACACGCGCGCUAGCUGGAAGGGCGAACGCCCUAGGAGCAGAUCACGCCCUCACACUCGAGACUGCUGGCAACAUUGGGAUACUCCAUUGUAUGCAAGGAAAGCUAGACCAGUCGGAACAUGUCUUCAAGGAACUGCUAGCUGUGAGAGAGGAGGCGCUCGGAGCAGAUCACGUUUCCACCAUCGAUACUUUGCACAAUCUCGGAAAUGUAUAUCAUGCUCAAGGGAAGCUGGAGGAGGCGCGACAUACGUAUAUACGGGCGCUCAUUGGGAAAGAGAAGCAACUGGAGGCGAAUCAUGCCUCUACUCUUGACACUGUCUUCAACCUUGCAAAUACAUAUUGCAACCAAGGCAAGUUGGAACAGGCGGAGCAAAUGUAUUUACGGGUGCUAGCUGGGACUGCAGAGUCGCUUGGACCUGAGCAUCCCUCAACCGUCGAGACAGUCAACAAGCUUAUGAACCUUUAUUGUUCCCAGGGAAGGCUGGACAAGGCAAAGAAGCUGGAGGAUGAGUGGCUGAGCAUGUGAGAUUUUGAACUGGUGGCGCAAUCGAUAUUGAAAUUUAUUGUAUUUUGAGCGAGUCUGUCAUCAAUGUGUCACUUAAGUUAAGAGUUGGAAUUCAGAAUCAAGGGGCCAACAAUUCUGC